Molecule: messenger RNA, 1446 nt
Organism: Fomitopsis serialis
Lineage: Eukaryota; Fungi; Basidiomycota; Agaricomycetes; Polyporales; Fomitopsidaceae
Product: DNA glycosylase
Exons: 6
Coding region: 36-1292 (418 amino acids)
Biological process (GO): base-excision repair; base-excision repair, AP site formation; nucleotide-excision repair
Cellular component (GO): nucleus
Molecular function (GO): DNA-(apurinic or apyrimidinic site) endonuclease activity; oxidized pyrimidine nucleobase lesion DNA N-glycosylase activity; DNA binding
Source: RefSeq, a predicted model, not a curated record
UGAAACCACAUCGACUGCGCGUUGCCUGUGUCGCCAUGUCAGUCCCCAGGAAACGCAGCUCCUCGCCCCAGCCCGAGCUAACACGUAGAACGAGUACUUACCACCCAGCGGUUACUCUGUUCGAGUUCUCUACCCCUCAGGACCUAUUGGAAGAUGCAGAGACCGAGUGCUCUCCGAGACGUUCAAAACGCCUCAGGACUGGGGCUGAUGCAGUGGCUAAAGUGGAAGAGACCAUUGAGGGCGAGGCUCUCGAAAGAAACGAAAAGAUUGGCGGAUUCGAUGGAGCAACGGUGAUUCAUGACAUGGCAUUGCCCUCAUUACAGUCCACCAGUCCGGGGCCCAGCAAAGGUCGCAAGCCUCUCACAGACGCGUCCUCACCGCGCAAGAGAUCAAAAGCCAACCUUUACGGACAAGUAUCUACUCUGUCUGUCCCACCUAUGUGGCGUGAAGCAUACGACAGGAUCAAAGCGAUGCGCUCACGCAUCGUCGCACCGGUUGAUACCAUGGGGGCCGGUGCCGCGAAACUAGGGGAGACGAUACCAAAGAACCAACGCUUCGCAACGUUGGUGUCAUUGAUGCUCUCAUCCCAAACGAAAGAUGAGGUCACAUCUGCCGCCGUUCGCAAGCUGCGCGAAGCAGUCGGUGGAAGCUUGAGCGCCAAUGCCGUAGUCGCAACUGACGCCGACGUCAUCUCAGAGGCAAUAUGCAAAGUCGGGUUCUGGCGUCGCAAAACGGAUUAUAUCAAACGCACUGCACGGCGGUUGAGCGACGAGUUCGGCGGCGACAUACCCAAAACUGUCGACGAACUCUGCUCGCUCCCUGGUGUUGGUCCCAAGAUGGCGAUUCUGGCGCUUCACGUUGGGUGGAAGAUAAACGCCGGAGUCGGUGUAGAUGUACAUGUUCAUCGUGUCACAAACAGGCUAGGAUGGCAUACCCCACCUACCAAGACGCCGGAGGAGACUCGGCUGAACCUCGAAUGCUGGCUUCCAGAAGAUUUGCGUCCAACAUUCACUGGAUUACUUGUCGGUUUUGGGCAGACCACAUGCCUCCCGGUUAGUCCGCGAUGCGAUUGUUGCGAGCUCAAUGAUGGUCUCUGCCCCAGCGGCUCGAGUGCAACGCUCCGACGCAAAGAGGGUCCGAGGAUGGCAGCGUCUAAGAGAGUGCACGCCUCUUCCCGGCCAAUGCUCGAGGUAGAACUGCAGGGAGAAGUGAAGGUGAGACGUGAUACGACACGGAGUCGCAAUAGUACAGGCGAGGGUGAGGGGUGUAGUUCUGUCGACAGGGCCAGUUGACCGCGACUCAGACGUUGGCUUGUGUACGCAUCGGGUCAACUUCUGCGAUGCCAUACAGGGGGCGAGUGAACAUCCGAUCACUACGUCGUUGCGACCUUAUUCUCUUUUGUUAUCUGCCGUUGUCACGGUUUGUGGGUAAACAGUCACAUGCGGU